GACCAACAUUUGUGCAGUGUCAUGUCUCCCUAAUACUACCGCACCCUCACUCGUUCAUGCCCGCCUCAGUCCUUCGUUGAACAGUGAGCCCGCGCACGGCCAGUACCAGAAUGGCGCCCAUCGUGCGGAAUAUCAUCUUUUUCAUGGGGGCGGUCGUCAUCCUGGCCGUCCUCUACUCCUCCACAUCCAUAUCUGGCGCGACGACGAGAUGGACAAAUCCAGCGUUAGGUAUAUCGGCCCUGAAAGAGAAAUUUGGCGAUCUAUUGCCAGAGGCCGGCGUUGACCCUCUCGCAGGGGAUGCUUCAGCGGCGAAUCCGCCGAGUGCUGCGUUGGGUGUUCCGGAUGACAGCAUCAAGAAGGGUGAUGCGGACAAGAAGGUGGAUGAAGGCGUGAAGCCGGAAGAUAAGAAAGAGGACGAGAAGAAGGAAGGUGACAAGAAGGGCGACAAGAAGGAAGGCGAGGAGAAAGAGGAGAAGGGCGGCAUGGAAGCGGCGCUCGAGGACAGCAAGAACUCCAAGACCGAGUUCAACGAGGUUAAGUAUGCCUUUCAAAACGACCUCGAACAAUACCAAAUGCCCAAGUACAACGCACGAGACCUACGACGAUACAUGCCUGUGAACUGGCAAGGACCAGGACGACACGCUUUCUGCACAUAUUACUCCACGAGGAAUGCCACGCUGCACGAUCCUUACUUUCUGGCCGCUCUUCAGUUGACUUACCGUCUUCUGUGGGACCCGAAGUCAAAGUCUGAGAAAUAUCCUUUGGUCGUCUUCGUUGCUCCGUUCACACCAGACGAGCAUCGCCAUAUCUUAGAGGCGGCAGGCGCGAUCGUUCGCGAGUUGGACUUGAUUGAGUACCACCCAGACAAGGCCACUUUCGCUCGUUGGAGAGAUCUCUUUUCCAAGAUCAACAUGUGGGGCCAGACAGACUUUGAGCUUCUGGCCUUCCUCGAUCUCGACGCUUUCCCGGUUCAAAACAUCGACGGUAUUUUCCACAUCGCAGACAGGCAAGCCUGCAAACCCGAACUAUUACCCAAAGAAGACAAACUCCACCAGAAAGAGAUCUGCGACUACGUCUUCUCCGGUACGUCAGUAGGAGGCGGGUACAAGGAAGUCAACGUCGGAGUUGUAGUCUUCAACCCCAACGAAGCGAUGCGCAACCGACUCCUGCGCGAGAGCUUGCACACAGACAAAUGGGACAACUUCAUGGCCGAGCAAGCAUUCUUAAGCUAUGCUUUCUCAACCGACGGACCCUUUCCAGCAUCCGAAGUCGAUCGCACAUGGAAUGGCUUUUUCCCCCAAAAUGACGAAGGGCCGAAGACCGGCAAGCUGAAGAUCAUCCACGAAAAGCUGUGGGCACAGAACGACCACUUGAAGUGGGCGAAGAAAUUCUGGGAUGAUGAGUGGAAGGCGAUGUUGAAACUGUACAACAACAAAAAGUUCGUUGAAACGAGAAAGAAAAAUGGCAAGCGGCCAUUCUAGAGAGAACUGUAUAUGAACGGACCUUCGGACCAUGUAUUAGCAUUUGCGAGCGUUUUUGUGUACAGAAUACGUGCAGGGUUGGGCAGCAUUGGGCAUGAUACCAGUCGGAGACAUUACAAAUUGAUUGAAAAUUCAUCAUCAGUGCCUGCGAGGCAUGCACCUUCUCUCAGUAUCGUCGAACCGCAAUCGUAUAGAAUCGUUCAGGUCGUUCCUUCACUUGAGACUCUUGG
This is a messenger RNA of Cercospora beticola, 1711 nucleotides long. RefSeq lists its product as uncharacterized. Gene Ontology annotation, molecular function: glycosyltransferase activity. The record is from RefSeq and is a predicted model, not a curated record. Gene Ontology annotation, cellular component: cytoplasm. NCBI's taxonomy places the organism in Eukaryota, Fungi, Ascomycota, Dothideomycetes, Mycosphaerellales, Mycosphaerellaceae.